Striga hermonthica is the source of this 1194-nucleotide messenger RNA. The record is from the annotation of a GenBank genome assembly. Lineage: Eukaryota; Viridiplantae; Streptophyta; Magnoliopsida; Lamiales; Orobanchaceae.
AUGGAGAAUUUGUUCAAAUCCAACCUCCUAUCUCUUUCGGUAAUUCUACUCUUCUUCUGCAAUGCGAUCUCGUCAAGUGCGUCCAGUUCUUCUUCCACAACCAUGCACACGAACAAUUGGGCAGUGCUUGUCUGCACAUCCCGCUUCUGGUUUAAUUAUCGGCACAUGGCUAAUACUUUAUCCUUGUACAGAACUGUUAAGCGACUAGGGAUACCUGAUGAGAGGAUUAUUCUUAUGUUGGCUGAUGAUAUGGCUUGUAAUUCUCGGAACAAGUAUCCUGCACAGGUCUUCAACAAUGAAAACCACCGUCUGAAUUUGUAUGGUGAUAAUGUUGAGGUAGAUUACCGAGGUUAUGAAGUGACUGUUGAAAAUUUUUUGCGAGUAUUAACCGGCCGUCAUGAAUCAGCAGUCCCAAGGUCAAAACGACUUUUGAGUGAUGAAGGCAGUCAUAUACUUCUUUACAUGACUGGGCAUGGAGGGGAUGAGUUUCUCAAAUUUCAGGACUCAGAGGAACUUCAGAGCCAUGAUUUAGCAGAUGCGGUGAAACAAAUGAAGGAAAAGCAAAGAUUUAAGGAGCUGUUAAUAAUGGUAGAUACUUGCCAAGCUGCCACUCUGUUUUCUCAGCUUCAAUCACCUGGUGUUUUAGCUAUUGGAAGUAGCAAGAAAGGAGAGAAUUCGUACUCACAUCACUUGGACUCUGAUGUUGGUGUAUCUGUCGUAGAUCGGUUCACAUUUUACACUCUUGCCUUCUUCGAGAGGUUAAAUAUGUAUGAUAAUGCCUCACUGAGCAGUCUUUUCAAUUCCUUUAAUCCGAAUCUGUUGUUGUCAACUGCAUACUAUCGAACUGAUUUAUACCAACGACGAUUGGAAGAGGUACCCGUGACCAAUUUCUUUGGUUCUGUAAUGGAGACUAUCCAUACUGAUUCGCCUUAUCGAGCUUUCUCGGGUAGAUACUCCAAUAAACUUAAAAUUAAGAUGCCUUUGGAUCAACCAGUAAGGGAAUGCCAAGAAAAACGAGAAGCUUCAUAUGUUCCACAAGAAUUAGCUACUCCUGAAAUAAGUGCCAAACAAGUUGGUUGUCCUUUUACACGCACUUGGAAUGCUAUUCUUGACCGGAUGGGAAAUAGUUUGUUGAACUAUGGUUUGAUAUUGAUGUUCCCGGUUGUGGCAUUCUCUUCAUGGCUUUCAAGAUGA